CUCCGGUCAUCUCCACGAUCGUGGGCGGCCGAGCUUUUCGCGGGAUCAGUCUCGAGCGGCUCCCGUCCCGUCCGGAGCUUUCCCGUUUUCGCCGGCCCCUCCGCCCGGAGCUUCCGGUCCGCCCCCCGGGUUUUCCGGUCCUCGGUACCGGUCCGGGGUCCGCCGUUCGAAAAUCCCGCCGCCGGUGUCGAUGUGUCGUCAUGUGCUGUGUCCUCGGAAAUCCGUCGCGCCAAAAUGAAGGAAUGGAAUUUUAGUGAUGAUACGAGUGCACGCCGGGGAAGCGACGUUCUGUAUCGGUUGUGCUUUUUGGUUCCCUUUUCGCUCUAGUUUUUAGAAUUUGGUCCCGCCCAAAGCGACCGUUGACCUCGUUUUCUUGGAAUACGGACCCCCUUUUCGCUUGCGCGUGGAAUAGAACUCGCACUUGUUUUGUGUGUGUGAGUGUGUGUGUGUGUCUACUGACGUUUCAAAUCGACGGAACCCCGUUCUUUGUUCGGACUGAUUCUGCUGAAUGUAUAGUGGACUUCUCCGCUUGCUUACCUCUCUUCGGCGCUCUAAGUGGAUUCCAAAGCGUGAAAAGAAAAGAUCGUGUUUGAUGAAUUUUUCCUGGUUAAUCAUCCUGGCUCUGCUGGCAAAGCGUUGAAAGUUACUUUUCACUAGUUACAUAAGUGCCGCUUUUUUAAAUUUUUCAUUAAAAUAGACUUGUUUUCUUAAAUUCUUUUACUCUAAUUUAAAAUGAUAAAAGGUUAAAGGCCAACUUUUAACAACACUUUCCUCCCCCUAAGUAUGAACUAUACUUAUUCCUCUAAAAAGUAUAUAAAGAACUUUCUCAUGGAAUUAUUAAAAAAAUGUUAUACCUAGAUGCUUUUUCUGUGAUAUUAGUGCCAUUCUGGACUGUUUGAAUGUCUUCUACGAUGUCUGUUCCACGUCAAUAUACCAGCUGCACAUCAAUUUGACAGGACCAAGAAGGAUGGUCAAAAAAAGAAGAUAGCAAGAGGCAACUCUUGAAAGUUUUGUCACAAUGCUGCUGUAGAAAGAAGAAGAACUUUUUCUGGCUAUGCAAAAAUUAAAUGCUGUUUUACCAUAUUCCAUUAGACAUAAUUUCAUAUUUGUGGUGCUAACUUAUAUCGCGAUGGCUUUGGCAUUCCUUCAAGUUACUCAUUCUGAAUGUCCUGAAAAGAACAGUAAGGACCCCCCGCGUGGGUCUCUCUAAUCUCUGUCUCGAACACUACGUCAGUAUUGUGCGCGAUAUCAGUAUUUUAUUGUUAGCUACGGUAAAUUAAUGAGUUAAGCAGGACUUAAGUUUUUAAGUUUGAACGUACCUAAUGAAUUUACCUCGGGGCAUAUUAAUGGUGUUAAAUUCAACUACUGUUACGGCACUCCUCUUGCCUGGAGCUCUGAUUAAUACUACACAAUUCUAUCCCCUUUAAUGGAUUACGUAUUUCGAAUGAUGGAUCAGCCCUUCCUGGAGGAGUCAGAGCAAGAUGAGAGCAAUCUUCUUUGGAAUGAGAGCGCUCCACAGUGGGCAGUCAAUCCCACAGAAGAUGGUGCAGCGAAGAAAAGAAAAGCCUGGACCAAUGAGUUUGAAUCGACUAAAAUCUUGAAGUUGGACACUGGGACUAGUCAAAACGCAGCUGUCAACAGUACAGAAGAUUCGCCCAGAUCAACUGGGAAUAAAAUAAAUUCUUGGCAACAAGUAGAAGAUCUUGCCGAAAAUUUGGUAGCGGAUUUGGAUGGAAGUUUCUCUGGGCUCAGUGUUGAUCUUGUGUCUGGCCAAUACAAUAUCAGUGACGCGUUUUUGUCUCUUCCAUCCUUAACUGUGUUUAAACAAGAAAUUCCGUCUCCAAAUACCAAUACAUCAGACAAUUUUGUGAGUCAGCAAUCGCCUACAGAUAAUUGUCCUGAAAAACCAGACUCCAACAACUUACAAGGCGUUAAGGAACAUAGUUACGAAAAUACGAAUUCAUUUAACGACCGUAAGCAAAAUUAUCCAGCUUUUGUAAGUAAAGAUGGAGAAACCUGUGGCGAAUCAGAUAGCGAAAAUAUGGUCUCAUCAGUUAUCCCGACUUCAACAGCAUCUCCCUUGCCAGAUGACUGCAGAUUUCAAUAUGUAUUGGCUGCAGCAACAUCAAUCGCAACCAAACAGGGUGAAGAAACCCUAACCUAUUUGAAUCAAGGACAAUCGUACGAAAUAAAAUUGAAGAAGCUGGGUGACUUAACUGGUUUUCGUGGAAAAAUUCUCAAGUCUGUCGUGCGUGUGAUGUUUCAUGAUCGACGUUUACAGUACACAGAGCGGGAACAAAUGGCGAAUUGGCGCGCAACCCAUCCAAGCGAUAGACUUCUCGAAGUUGAUCUACCGCUAUCGUACGGUAUUUGUGAUCUCGAACAAGAUGACAAAAUGAUUAAUACAAUUGAGUUCUUGUGGGACCCAACAAAUGAAGUUGGUGUCUACAUAAAGGUCAACUGUAUCAGCACCGAGUUCACACCGAAGAAACAUGGCGGGGAAAAAGGUGUUCCUUUUCGCAUCCAAGUUGAAACUUAUUUACAGGGGAAGGUCCCUCAUUGUCUCCAUGCUGCUUCUUGUCAAAUUAAAGUAUUUAAGCUGAAAGGAGCUGAUCGAAAGCAUAAACAAGACCGGGAGAAAAUCCUCAAAAGACCCGUUGGUGAGCAGGAAAAGUACCAGCCAUCAUUCGAGUGCACUAUCCUCUCUGAAGUACCGUUGAACAGCGACUCUCCUUCUCCCUUAAUCUCUCUCUCAACACCAUUGACCAAUGGCAACAGCUCUGCUAUUAUUAGAACCACUGACUUUGUUGGGCCGCGCAGUGUGAGUCAGGCGCCUAUCUCUGCGUUUCCUCUCUGCAAGACUUCUAAAAAUGAGUCUUCGUUCAACCCGUCUAUGACUGUCAAAUCGUUUGAUGACUCAGAUAACAGUAACCCACAGUUUGACGAUACUCUAAGCGCUGAUGCCUCAGCUGUUCAGACGCAACAAUGGCUUCAAAAUCAUCGAUUUGGUUCUCACCUGCAAACUUUCUCCAAUUUCUCUGGAUCCGAUGUCCUGCGUCUAUCAAGGGAUGAUCUUAUCCAGAUUUGUGGACUUGCCGAUGGAAUCCGGCUUUACAAUUCUCUGCACACUAAAGCAAUUGCUCCAAAAUUAACCAUUUACGUGGCAAUGAAGCAAACACCAGGCGUUUACCAAGCAAUGUACCUCCACAAUUUGUCAGGCCAUGACAUGGUAUCAAAACUUGCCGGCUUGCUGGGUGUUGCCGCCAAUCAAAUUAAUGACAUUUAUCUCCAAGGACCUAAUAACAUUCAUGUUGUCAUCAGCGAUGAAGUUAUCAAAAACAUGAAGGACGAAUCUGCUUUCACCGUCGAAGUGUUUCCAGAUCAAGGAGGGGAUAAAUUCAGGUUACUCCUGAAGCCCUCUCCGACUCUCCCAUUGGUCAACUGACAAUCGGACAAGAUUGAACAUGUAGAUAUCAUCUACGUCAUUUCUAUGUAAGAGCAACAAUGAACUAACUCUGCUCCCUCUAUUUAGUCAUAAUUUUAUUUAUCUUAUUUAACUCUAGUUUUAUAACCACUGAGUUUAUUUCAACUUUAUCCCUGUAAGUUUCCAAAAAUGCAGUAUGAAUUCUUGUCGCUGAGCAAGUUAUUCACUGGCGAUAUUUACACUCAUCGGAACGGUUUAUCAUAUUUUUCUUUUUAUUACACAUUUCAAUUAAUCUCUCUUUUAUAUCCUUCUAUUACGUUUGUAUGUUAUGUUUGCUUUAAUUUUACCCUUUUGUUUAUUCGUUAUGAUUAUGAUUUUGUAUUUUUUGUGAUCUGUGUUCGGCCUUCACAGAAAUAUUCCUCGGUUCAGGGUUAGAGAAAUCGCGUUCCUCGACGAUGGCAUCAGAAUUUUUUCCAUCAGAUCAUUUAAACGAAGCUGACAAAGAGGAAAACUCCUGCAUUCCCACCGUUUCAAACACUGCACGAGUUUUAGUAGCAUUGAGCAUUUUUUAGAGGUACCUUCUCUAAGUUUCAGACAACUGGUAUAAGGGGCUAAAUUUGACAGUUGUUUUUCUAUCUCUUUAUGUUCUCAAUUCCAUCAGUCCACUACUUGUAAGUUUUUUCAGAUUCACCCUCCUGUCGUCAUUUUUCAGGGUUGAGAACCUCUAAAUUUUGCUCUGCUGUUAACGCUCUAACCCAAAUGCUCUUGUUCAUCCCUCACUGAGGCGAAAGCAUCGAUGAUGAAACUGCAAUAAAUUGUAUCUCAGUCAGCGGCAUUGGCUGACUUCCUGUCAUACUUCAUUUCUACAUGAAGAACAACUGAAUAUCAUUUCUUGUAAUUUCAGUAAUUUUUCUUCUCUGCGUGAUGAAUAUUUCUUAAAAAUUCCAAGUCGUGUCAAUUGUUCCUUUUUGGAAAAUGAAAAAGAUUUUGAGAAGAUUGAGCUUUAAGAGAUUUUGAAACACUACAACUGAAGUACCUAUUUUUGCCGUUUCACCGUCAUUAUGCAAAAGCUAGUGUGUAAAUAAUAUUGCAAGUAGUGAUUAUAUGUCUUUUACUUGUUAGAUCUUGUAAGUAGAAAACUAUUAAUAGCUGCUCUGAAAUUCUUCCCAAAUUAUUUGUUCGUUUUAUCUUGAAAGUUCACAAAUUAUUUGUCAUAUUUAGUGGAAUAACGAAGCAUUUGUAUCUUUCAGUCCUGCCUUGUGCACGUAAGAACUAUCUUUAGUUAUUAUCAUGCUUUUUCCAUUUUACUUGUAUGAAUACGUUCUAAUGUUGAUCAUACUAAUUUUGAGAAGGCUCCAUUGUUGUCUUGGUCAGUUGUCAGUGUCCUCUGAGAUCUAUGUCAUUUAUUUUUUAGGUUUUAUCAUUCCAGCUAACGGUAGUUUUGUUAAGAAUUUCUGUUUACCUCAAGGUUUCCUUUUUUUAGUGUGUGCAUGGUGACUUAAAUGUAAUAAUUGUAACUAUAACAUUAAUUUGAUAAGCCUACUUUUAUUGCCUUGGUAUCCUAUCUGGCGCUUCGUGCACACAGAUACACUUGGCGGAACCACCUCAGCAAAUCAGCAGUUAGUUUGAUGAAUAAUAAGCGCUUAAGCUCUGCUAAAUUUGAUUUUUCAUCAUUCUUGUAAUGUUUAAGAUUCUUUUUUUUUAUCUCUGCCUUCAACAUGUUUCAUAACCAAGUAACUGAAAUAAUUUGUCUCAAAUUUAAAUUCACCCUGUAAGCACAUUUUAAGUGGUGAAAAUUAUUACUCUCCUCAUCAUUGUCGAUUGUCUUUAAUUUUUCGAUUGUUAAGUUUUAUCUCUUUAAUUUGGCAAUUUUCACUUGCGCUUCAACCAGCACUUUAUUUUCUGCUCUCUGUAACUUUUACUUACUAAUGUUGGUUCUCGUCAACAAGUCCCAAACGACUGAUAAAAUGUUCAUAAUUUCAUUAUGUUAAGGUUCAAAUAAGUUCAUACACUAGAGACAAAUACCUUCUUACAAAUUUCAUUCAUUAAGUUUCCAAAUCGAUAUCAAGUUCUCCAUCUGAAAAGAGUACUCUCAAAUUUCAAUGGAUCAAUUUUGGUCUUAAUUAGAUGUUGACACUGACGCAAUUGACCUGCAUUUAUGUAAUCAAGUUAGUUUAUGGCUUUGUAGUGUAGAAGUACUUUUUAAACAGUAUUUUGUUUAUUUAGCUGUAUCAUCUUCAGUGCUCUGGUUUACAUGUAUAACUGUCUGAACUCCUCUCUAGGGAGAUGUGUACAUUAUUUGGAAAAUAGGGAAAGUGUUUGGGAAUUUCAUGAUUGAGACAAGAAUUUUUUUCUCUGCUUUGAGUUCUCAUAGUCGCGAGAGAUUAAUCUUAGAGGAUAAUAACAUCGAAACAGAAAAUAGGAAAGUUCGAAGUCAACCAUAAAAUUAAUGAUAAAAAUUCCUUCAUUUGUAGAUGUGCUGUCAUGCAAUGUUGAAUGGAAGAGACAGGAAUCAUUUUGAUGCGGGGAAAUCGACUAAGCCAGAGACUGCAUUUCUAAAGUAAAAGACAUUUUCCCUAUGCACCCUGGUCCAUCAUUUUGCUGCUCUUGAUUUGAGCUUGGUGAAAAAAGUCUUGAGCCAGUUUUUGUUCGUAUUGAAAUCAGUGGUCUGGCAGAAGCAGUAGUGCAGAGACUGAGAAUUUUAUCGGGUUGCAAUGUGUAACCUCUUUAGAAAAACACGAUAAAAUUCACAGAGAUUGCUCAAGGCCCAAAGAUUCAAUCUUUCUUUAAAGACUGUGAAAAGAGUCUGCACAGGAUUCAGACUAAUUCUUGACAAAAUGCCAUUUUUUCACUUGUAUGAUCUCUAGUCUCGUAAGUUUUCUUUUUCACCCUGCUUGAAUGGAAGCAUAUUUCCGCCUCUUAAGUACGAAAUCGUUUGUAUUUUACAGCGCUUAAAUUUCCUCAAAACGUUUAUUUAUCUCACCCCUUACUCUCUUGUUGUCUUCAAUUUAAGUGUUGGAGCGAAUUUCAGCAAAUGCAAAUAAUGACAUCGUGGAACAGACGUACCUACUUUCUAGUUUUUGACUUGUUAUUUCAAGUAUUCUAUGUAUUCUUGUAUUUAAAUGAUAUUUGCUUUCUACAUAGUACAAUUUUAGUAGCUGUUGUAGGAAACCAGAAUUAAUAGUCAAGACAUUGGAUCAACUUAUUUCGCACUCUUUUUAUUUUUAUCUCUGCUUUGUCAAUAUUUUGUUGUAGUAUUAAUCAGAGUCGCAGUAGAAGAACAUUUGGUUCUGGUUUUUUUUGUUUUGUUUUUUGUUUUUCUUCAUCUGUUUUGUUGAUUGCUCAUAAAAUUUAAUGGCAUUGAUUUCUCGCCAGCCUGUGUGUUUUUUUCUUCCUUUUAUGUUUCAUCUGGGCAGAAUUUCUGUACAGUAGGUGAUAAUUAUCUCCGCACAUCAACAGAGUCCUUGAUGAGUCUUUAAAACUCUGCUCGGGGUUGUCUCAUCGCAAGUUUUUUAAUUGAUUAAUUUUUCCAACAAAAUUGUGUAUCUUUGUUCUUGGUUUCUCUUUACUUGUUUUGAUAUCGAAAAUCUGUGUAUUUUUCAUAUAAAUGAGCAAUAAUUAUUGAUUUUUCAAAGAACAUGCGUUUUUUUAAAAAAAAAAAAAAUUACAAAACAGGAGAAAGUUUGAAUGAAUUGAGUCAAUCCGCUAAGAAAUUUGAUCACUUGACAUUUCCUGAUGCCACAAACACUUUUCAUCUGAUGAAAUCAGUUUUACGCAACUUGUGGUUCACUAAUCUGGUGCCAUCACUGAUAAUAACUGAUUUUCAUCAUUCCUGAGUAUUCAAGAUUACUUUGAAUGUUACAAGUUACUUUUCCUUGGGCAGCAGUUCAUAUUUUAUGUUCAAGGUCCAAUAAUCCACAGAACCAGGUUAAAAGCUUUUGAUAAUUUAAGUCUAUUGGUUCAGGGUGUCUAUAGGUACUAAAGCAAGGUGACAAUUGUUUGAAAAGUCAGGGAAAAUUUGUGAAAGUCAGUGAAUUUCACUGUGGAACCUUGAACUUUUUCCUCUGGUCGAAACAUUGCAUUUUUUCAGUUUAAGAGACUUGGCUCACAACUUUUUACGAGAAGAAGUUUUGAAUGAGAAAUCAUUUUGAAAGAAGAGGGGGAAAAAAUCUGUAAAAAGUUAAGGAAUUUUAUGUUCAAAAUUCCAGUAAAGUCAGGGAAUUUUAAGUUCCAAGGAAGUUUGUGAAAAAGUCAGACAGAAGUCCGAAAUUCUGACUUAUAGAUCCAGAAAAUAUGUUUCAAACUUGCUCUCUCGUGUCCUGGUAAAACAAGUACUUUUCAGCCAGAAUUUUUUUUUAAAAAGAAAAAAAAUCUAUUCAAAACAAGCGUUUACUCCUUCCUCAUAAAAAUUCAGUAAUCAACAGUUCAUCUUCCAACUUGUUUAUUUUCAAACGAAAAAAUAAGGUUCAAGUUCAGGUCUUAGAAUUGUUUUUCCAAUAUCCUGUAGACACCCUGCAAUAUCAACUCUUUUGAAAUCGAUCAAUUAAAUUCUAAGAAAAAAUUGUAUACUUUAAGUCAUGUUAUCAUUGAAACAUAUUUUUAUUGCGUAACUGCUGAGUAGCUUCCUUUUCCUUUUCUUGUGAAAGGCGCACCUUUUCUUUCAUUUUUAUGGCUCAAAAUAAAGUUUAUCAUCCAGUUUA
Messenger RNA from Bemisia tabaci, 8124 nucleotides. It is a transcript of the gene gem, whose product is annotated as transcription factor CP2 like gemini. The record is from RefSeq and is a predicted model, not a curated record. Gene Ontology annotation, cellular component: nucleus. Gene Ontology annotation, molecular function: DNA-binding transcription activator activity, RNA polymerase II-specific; RNA polymerase II cis-regulatory region sequence-specific DNA binding. NCBI's taxonomy places the organism in Eukaryota, Metazoa, Arthropoda, Insecta, Hemiptera, Aleyrodidae. Gene Ontology annotation, biological process: regulation of transcription by RNA polymerase II.